Molecule: messenger RNA, 2077 nt
Organism: Pogona vitticeps (central bearded dragon)
Lineage: Eukaryota; Metazoa; Chordata; Lepidosauria; Squamata; Agamidae
Source: RefSeq, a predicted model, not a curated record
UCCGGCAUCGGCUACCACGGCUCCAUCGUCGGGGCCUACGCCGCCGCCGCGGGCUACCCGUCCCAGUUUGUGCCCGCUCUGGAUCCUACCAAGCCGGCGGGCCUGGUGAGCGGCCAGCUGCCGGGGGCCUUGGGGCUGCCGGGCAAGCCGCCCAGCUCCAGCCCGCUGACGGGCGCCUCGCCGCCCUCCUUCAUGCAAGGAUUAUGCCGGGACCCCUAUUGCCUCAGCUACCACAGCGCCUCCCACUUGGGCACCGGCGGCGGCGCCAACUGCUCCAGCUGCGUCCACGACCCGGCGGGCGGCCUGAAGAGCGGGUACCCCCUGGUGUACCCCACCCACCCGCUCCACUCGGCCCUCUCCUCCAGCGCCACGCCCAGCCUGCCGGGCCACCCGCUCUACACCUACGGCUUCAUGAUCCAGAACGACGCCCUGACCCACAUAUGCAACUGGGUCUCAGCCAGCGGACCCUGCGACAAGAGGUUUGGCACCUCGGAGGAACUGCUGGCCCACCUGAGGACCCACACGGCCCUGCCUGGGGCAGAGAAACUCUUGGCCGGCUACCCCGCCUCGGGGCUAGGGUCUGCGGCGGCGGCAUCGUGCCACCUCCACCUCCCGCCCACCGCCCCCGGGAGCCCCAGCUCCUUGCCGGGGUCCCUCUCCUUGAGAAGCCCGCACACCUUGGGACUCGGCCGGUACCACCCCUACAGCAAGAGCCAUUUGCCCACGGCCGGGGCGCUCCCGGUGCCCUCCUUGCCCACAGCGGGACCCUACUACUCUCCGUACGCCCUUUAUGGCCAAAGACUCACCUCAGCCUCCGCACUUGGAUAUCAGUAACUACUACUUGGUUUGCGCUCCCUCUCCCCUGCCCUUGCCCUGGACAAUGUAUUUAUUUACUGUAUGUUAGCUUAAAAGCUGGGAAUAUAAGUGCAUUAAUACACCAAUGAAUCAAUGGUAUGCAAAAAGUCUGUUCCAAAAAAAACACCUGAUUUUUUUUUUAAAAAAAAAAGAAUAUUGCCGGUGUGGGGGGGGGCUGUUAUUGCAUUUUCUUUUCUCUCCUUUGAUGUUUUUAAAACAAUAUAUGUUUUCCUCCCUCGACCCCAUGAACUGUUUUUUGCAUGAGUCUUCUCAAAAGGCGUUUCUCCCUCCUCUCUCAUUUGUUUAUCCUUAUAGAUAUAUAUAUAUAUAUAGCUAUAUACAUAUUCAGUUUCUCUUCCUUUUGUACAGUUACCAGAAAUGUAAUUUCUUUUCUUUGGUUCCUUCCCCCUCCCCUUUGGUGUAUUAUGUUCUGAGGAAAGGGUGGUGGGAGGCCAGGUGGACCGAGCGGUGGUUUGCCAGCUUGGUUCUAAGUGCGGAAUUGGGAAAAUGUGCCCCACUCCCGUGGUGUGGAAUGCGGUGGGUGCCCUUUUGCUGCUGGGGUGUAGCUGGCGCAUGGCGGGCACGGUUAGGACUACGUCUCCGCUCUGUAAAGUCCAGCCGGCCGUGAUUUCAGCGGUAGUGGAUGCCCUACGCGUGGUAGACGCUAGAGCCGGCCGGUGUGCUACUCCUCCUGGUCACCUGGAUUUUGCUGAUGAUGCUGAAGCCCCAAAAGUAGGGGAAACGAAGCAUUCCCCAGUGGGGCACCUCUUCCUUUUUAAUUUUUCUUUUCCUUUAAAAAAAGACUUGGAUUUUAUUUUAUUUUUUUAAUUGGCAAGCAUCCAUGAGGAACUGCAACAGAGGAACUUUCUCACCAAAUGAAGAAUGUGGGAAGAACUUGGACUCAGCCCCAUUCGUGCUGGGAUCUUUUAAAAUGAGGCCAGCCAACCCGCGGGGUUGCAAUUGUACCCUCAACGGCAGGCUCAAAUCUACAUACCAAAAAAAAAAAAAAAUCCACACCCCAAACCACCCGCCACGCCAUCCUCUCUUAAUGGCCUCCAUCGCCCAGUUUUCUCUUGACCCUUGGGAAUGGAACCGUCAUUAGGGUGCGAAGCCCCGACCCCCAGUCUAACGCAGCGCGGAAGGCUGCGGAUCCUUUUGGGGGAAUAGAACUCCGUUCUGGUAAGUCUUAUUUUGUUAAUAAAUGAAUACUUGGCUAUAUCGA